Amoebophrya sp. A120 is the source of this 5450-nucleotide messenger RNA. The record is from the annotation of a GenBank genome assembly. Lineage: Eukaryota; Dinophyceae; Syndiniales; Amoebophryaceae.
CGCGCGGAUAUUGCAACACGAUUCCAUUUCCAUAAUGUUGAAGAUCCAUAACCAUAAGAAAAACAUGCGCACUUUUCUUGAUCAUUAAAACGGAGAAGAAGAUGGAUCCACGACCGUCUAGUAGCUCCUUUUCAGGCGGCGCCCCGCCUGUAGCAGGAGGAGCAGCGUCUGUCGGCGCAGCUAACGAGCAUGUUGGACAACAUCUUCAAGCCGGGCCAGCGGGAACGUCCGCUGCCGCCUCUUCCUCGUCGCAGCCGGGUGCUCCUACCGCCAAUGCAAGUUCUUCUUCAUCAUCAUCUUUCUUACACAACAAUUUCACGCAGCAAAUGAACCUGCGAACUAGUCUGGCCCCCGGCGCGGCAGCAGCUCAACACAUGAUCCGCACAUCGUUCGCACCUCCUGGCAGUACUACGAGCGCAGCCGCUGCGCAGCUGCAAGCAGGAGGCUCGACCACGUCGGGAACACUGAUGUUAAACCAGGGAGCAAGUACUAGAAAUUCGUUUGCCGGCAAUGGUGGUGGUCCGCCAGCGGCUCCUGCGGGCGGUACUAGGAAUUCUGUAGGACAAGAACCUCCUUCACACCAGCAGAACAACCUCCCUACCUCCGAUAAUGACGGCGAUCUGCUGACCAUCCACCAGCGCAAUCUCGCGUCCACCAACGUGCGAUUCUCCACCGCUUCCUCCUGUAUGGGCCCCGGGAGGCCGAGUUUCGUGGAAGACGCGCAGAUUUUCACCCCGCUGCCGGCCUUCAACCAGAGCUCGUCGGCUGCCUCUGCCGCGGAAGGCGGGCCCGCGCACCGAGGUGGACCACCGCCGUCCUCCGCCUCGCGAGGGCUGCAGCAGGGUGGUGCAACCUCUGGACCAACGUCGAUAGUUGUAACCAGCGGGCCCGGGGCAGCUCCCGCCUUUGGAGCAGGGAAAAAUACAAAUGGAACUACAUCAAACGCGGGUAAUAUGUUUUCCAGAAACAAUAAUGGCACGGCCGACCCCGGUACAAGUGGAACUGGCAACAGAAACUACAGAAACAACAACUACCCGAGGACCCAUUCCCCCCUGUUUGGCGGGCAGAACUCGUCCAAUUCAGAGGAACGGCUGCGACUUGCAGCUGGAAAUAGUAGAGACGACCAGAAGUUCGCGGGCGGGUCAUCUUCAUCUUCGGGAUUGCUUAAUAUGCACAACAAGAACUCAAAUUCGGUGUUCCAAGACGACGAGGAUCACCUGGAUAACGACAUGAUGUCUUUCGAAGAGCAACAGGACUGCUUUAUCCUGUGGAAAAACGUCCCCACCCCAGAGUUGUCAUGCAAAUCUGCAUGCUCAAAAUGUUUGUCAUGCGGAGCCCCAUGAGAAGCAUUUUCCAGUCCUGUUUUGGAUUUUAUAAUGCGCCAAUCAGCUUCAGCAUGAUAUACUAGAUCUGUCAUGCUGCUGAAUUACCUCAAAUAGCACUACACUGCGAGUCCAAAUUUGUCAUGCAAAACAGCCAAAACUUGUGGACUUGUCUAGCCGAUUCCACAUCUUCUGGACUACGGGGUGGGCGGGACGCUUUUACAUAGGAUAUGCUCCGCAGACAUGGACGUGCAAGUGGAACAAAUGCGCCGGGGGUCGACAAGCGGAAUGCACGACCAUUGCGCGGGCAUGAUGUCCAGUGUCGAAAAUGAGGAAACCAGCCAGGAACCUUUGAUCGCCAACAGCCUACCGCCCGCGUCGCAAAUCCUCGCGGAACUCGAUGCCGCAGUGGAGGAGCUGCGGGACCGCGGGCUCUACCGCGCGGCGCAGUGGGCUGCGGAGCUCGCGGCGUCCGUCGAGCAGGGCGCAGUGGAGGCGGCAGGGGGGGAGGAGAACUGCAGUUCUGCCUCCUUCUUGUGGGCCGCCGGAGGACCACCAUCUGCCGCGGGGGGAGGCUUUGGGGGUAGCAGUUCGAGUUCUCGUGUCGAUCCGCCGAACGGUUUUGGAAACAAUGCCGGACAGGGGGAUCGUUUUGGAAAUAAUUCCUCCUCGUCCUGCAAACGCGGCCCCAACGUGAAGAUGCACCGACCCGAAGACGAAAGAAGAAUCCAGCGCACGCUGACGGUUGCGCGUUCCCACUUCGAACUCCGGCAGUACCAGCGCGCGCACAGCCUGCUCGCGAACGUAAAGCCGCAGUCGAGAUUGACGGCGAAAGGAGUGUUUCUGAAGUACUACAGCCUUUACCUUAUUGGCGAACAAAGGAAGGAGCAGGAGAUUAACGAAUCGGAGCCGAGCGCGAAGCUGCUGAUCAAAAACAAAGAAUUGGAAACCAUCGAGGAGCAUCUCGGGUUUUUGCUUGCGCCAAGCCAGCCGGUAGUAGGUGAAUCGGCAAGCAAGGCUGGCAUAAACACAAGCAGUACAUCAAGCACACCCCACCCAAGCGAAGACCCGCACUGCCUCUACCUCCGCGGGCUGGUGUUGAAGCAACUGCAGCAAACGCAAAAAGCCCGGGAUAUGGCGUUCUCAGCUGUUACAUUCUCAACUGUUACAUGGAUUUGUGAUGCAAGAGCCGCAGCAGUGAAAGGGACAAGCUUGCAACUCUCGCAUCACAAAUUUGGCACAGUUUUAGGCGCUGUUUAGCCCUUCGUGAAUUUGUCAUGCGACGUAGCUUGACCGUCUGGUGGCUCAUGGUAGUUUUGCAUGACAAAUCAUGUAACGGCUGAGGAUGUAACGUUUGAGAACGCCAUACGGGAAGCUUUUGCGAGCUCGCUGAAAAAGUUCCCGUGGAAUUGGAGCUGCUGGCUGGACUAUCUGCAAACCUGUCUGAGCGAUGAAGAGGAACACCAGGCCGGAGCACCAGCAACGACGGGAGUCCGAGCCGUUUCGAGCUCCGUCUCUGAAGCGGUGCAGAAGAACACUUCCUGGGUGAAAUUCUUCUUUCAAGCAGCGUUGAGCCUGGACCUACAGCACUACGACCAAGCGCUGGAGUAUCAUAGGGGAAAAAUUCUUCUGGAGUUGUUGCCGCGGAGGUUUGUCCUCGGAGAUUUUUCUUUUGCAGUUGCGGUGGAAUUCAGUCUAGAUCUGCAUGGAAAGAACAUCGAGGAGAUGCGCGUGCACGUGCGGCGCAUGAUGUUCACGCGGUUUGCUACAGCUGUGGUCAUGAUUAUAUCGAUCCCAAGUUGUACUAGUACUGCUCACCCCUAGCACUCAUCUAAUCUUUUUCUUUAGACGUCCCAGUGAACAAACUACGAAAACAAAUUCGUUUUCGGCUACUCCAGAUCGUUGUUUUUUCAAGCCCAUAAAGAAAUUUACCACUACUUGCUCGAGGAGCGGUUUUUUGAGUCCAGUUACCUCCUGUCCCAAAUUGCCAUAUGCAUUGCAAAUAUGUCUGGGUCUGGAAGAGAGUAACUUGUCAUGCUACAUCUGGAUCGUGAAAAAAUUUGUGUUGCAUGAUUACCAAAAGUUGUCCACUUUUGAACAAGUUUAGAGGCAAUUUCUGAUGCAGGAAAGGCAUGAUAGAGAUCUCGCAGAAUCUGUCAUGCUAGGCCGUGCGUGCCAGACUGUUUGGGUCAUGGAAAAUCUGCAUGACAAACCCAGCAAUCUUCCAGACCCAGACAUUUUUGCAUUUGAUAUGCCAUCACGCUGUACAACAUGAAAGAGUACGAUGCGAUAUCCUAUGUGAAAACGUCCCCACCCCAUAGUCAAGAUGGGGAUUCGGCUAGACAAAUCCACAAGGUUUGGCUGUUUUGCAUGACAAAUUUCGACUCGUAGUGUAGAGCUGUUUGAGCUAUCUGAGCAGCAUCACAGCUCUAGUAUAUCAUGCUGAUUGGAGCAUGACAAACUCCAAGACACGACUGAAAAAUGCUUCUCAUGGGGCUUCGCAUGACAAACAUUUUCAGCAUGCAAGACUAGCAUGACAACUCUGGGGUGGGGACGUUUUUGAAUACGAUAUGCGAGCCUGGAGAACUUCGAACGCAUGCGCUUACUGGAUCCGCACAAGAUGGAAUCCUUGGACACGUAUUUUUCUAUGUUUUUCAUGAUGUUUCAGGAGUAUCAGGAUCAGUGCAAAAGAACUCAAUAGGAACAAAAAUGGAAAAAAUGCGGGGCAAAUGCAAGGAUAUGAUUAAUACUGCAUCGACAUGAUUACCAUUACCAAACAAAACCAGGUACAGCAACAUCCUUUAUGUAAAGGACAACUCCCCCGCCCUGGGGCACCUGGCGAAGCAAGUGAUCAAGUCUUCCAAAUACACGCCCGAAGCCUGCUGCAUCAUCGGGAAUUUUUUCUCCCUCAAAGGCGAGCACGAAAAAGCGGUGUCCUAUUUUCACCGCGCCCUCCAGAUCAACCGGCAGUUCGUCCCCGGGUACAUUUUGAUGGGCCACGAGUUCAUGGAAAUGAAGAACAGUGCCUUGGCCGUGGAUGCUUACCGACAAGCGUUGCUGAUCAACAAGCGCGAUUACCGGGCUUGGUAUGGGAUCGGCCAAGUGUACGAACUCCUGAACCUGUACAGCUACGCGUGUUACUACUACCUGCAAGCGAUGCGGCUGCGGCCGAAGGACAGCCGCAUGUGGAACGCGCUGGCCGGGUGCUACGAGAAUUUGAACCUGCUGAAACAAGCCAUAACCUGCUUCGAGAGGGCGCACAAGUGCGGGGACAGCGAGAAUUUGGCGCUGCCAAAGUUGGCGAGGCUGCAUGGUAUAUAAAAUUUUUGAGGGCUAGCUACUUUUUUGUUCGCUCGUAUUAUUCUUCACACAGCUAGUAGUACUCACUUUACGUUUACCAUCAACUACAUCUCGAUCGUCCUGCGAGACAAAUGGUUCUUCGCAUGCAAUCUUGUGCAACACAAAUCACCGUACAACAGCCGAAGAUCAAAACUCGGAGUCCAUCGCCGCGGAAUACUACCAGCUUUUGCUUCAAUAUCCCCAAAAGAAACUUAUACUUGAGUGUGUUGCUGCUCACUCUACUCCAUGCAUAAUUGACACGCUGUCCAACAUCAAUCAUGAUUGUCGUCUGGUCUUCACAGCACCAAAAAUGAACCGAAGUAAAGAUGACCUCACUCAAGUGUAGUUUUCUUCCUCACCGAUACGGAAGGCGACGCUUUCACGGGUAUUCCGCAGUCCCUUUCACUAGAAGCCGUGGAGGCGUUGCGGUUUCUGAUGCAGUAUUGCCGCAAAAUCAACAAAAUCCCGGAGUGUGCCGAGUACGCAAAGGCCUUGCUCGAUACCAACGGCCCGGAGCGGGAGGAGGCAAAGUUGGUUUUGCGGGAACUGCAGGAAGAGCAUGGGGGAUACUAGUUGCAGAUAGAAGAAAGAGGACGUUCUUUGCAUAAAGAGAUUUUUUGUAUGAAGUUCACGCUCUAUGUUGAUCUGCGCGAGGAUUCUUGCGGAAGGAGAGGGACGUGGGAUCCGCACGUCCUCAAGGGGAACGAGAAUAAAGAAUAAGCUUGAUGACUCGAAAUGAGCAAAGGCUUGUGAUUUUUGCACGGCGUACGACAUCAGCCUGGUGUCGCG